Serendipita indica DSM 11827 is the source of this 1470-nucleotide messenger RNA. Lineage: Eukaryota; Fungi; Basidiomycota; Agaricomycetes; Sebacinales; Serendipitaceae. The record is from the annotation of a GenBank genome assembly.
AUGGCUCGAUUCCUCAUCGAAUUAUUUGCAGCAUUCCUCUUUUUGGCCGCUGCUGGCCUUGCUCAACAGGUGCCAAUCAUCCAAACCACGGCAGGGAAGAUUCAAGGAAAAGCAGUCUCGAAUGCAACCAACGCAUAUCUCAACAUUCCAUAUGCUCAACCACCCGUCGGACCGCUCCGUUUCCUUGGCCCUCGGCCUAUCCUUACACCAUUGACGCAACGCAACGGAACAGCGUUUGGCAACUCGUGCAUCCAAAUUGCGGCUCCGACCCCAAUAUAUACAGUCGAGAGUGAGGAUUGUCUUUACCUCAAUGUAUGGACGUCGCCAUCUGCGACAUCCAGACUUCGGCCAGUCUUUAUAUGGUUGUACGGUGGCGGCUGGAACUCUGGAACUGCCAGUGGAUAUUUCAACGACCUUACCAGCUGGGCAAAGGCACACCCUGAGAUUGUGUUUGUAUCGAUAAACUACCGGCUCAACUUUUACGGCUAUACAAACUCUCCCGCUCUCUCCUCUAGAGAUACCAACGCUGGGCUCCGUGAUCAGCGAGCAGCGGUCGAGUGGGUAGCGGCAAACAUUAGAGCGUUUGGCGGGGACCCUACCCAUAUCGUCAUCGGUGGUCAGUCUGCGGGAGCCGCCAGCGUAGCGGAGUACCUAUAUGCAUAUCCUCUGCUUCCUCUCAUUCGUGGUGCUAUCACUAUGAGUGGCCAGGCAGCUCUUGCCAAUGUCCCAGCGGCGGGCAAUAUUCCAGGCUUACCGAGUCAAGGCCCGAAUCCAUUCCCGAAGAUAGCCUCCUCUGUCGGAUGUCCGCUAAUCCAAAACAACUAUGCGGCUCAGCUCGACUGCGUGAGAACGAAGACCGUGGCCGAGAUUACACAGGCCAUCAGCGCCAACAAUGUAUACGGAAUAUCCCCUUUUGUCGACAAUCAGACGUUGUACACGACUGCAGAGUACAAAGCUAGGGCAGGGGCUGGAAGAUUUGCUCGCGUGCCAUUAUUGACCGGAACGACGGAGAAUGAAGCCGAUCUCUUCGUCAUCGAUCGCACGACAAACACGCUGAAUCAAACGCUCUCGGAUUUGAUUACUCUCGGUGCUUUCCGGUGCUUGGAUGCGCAACAAGCAAGCUACUCUUCAAAAAAGGCUCCAACCUAUCGUUAUCGAUAUAUGGGAGUCUUUCCAACCCUAUCGCCAUCCCCACUCCGCUCGUGGCAUGCGUCUGAUCAGGUAGUCCUUUUCAACGGUGCGCCAUAUCUCCCCUCAGUGGCUGUCGAGUACAUGCAACAAGCUUGGAGUACAUUUAUCGUAGAUCCCAACAAUGGAUUGCUGUCAUUUGGUUGGCAAAAAUAUCAAGGAUACGGUACAAAGACGUUGGUGGACAUCUUUCGCAACAGUAAUGAUCUUUCCCAUCCUAUUCAGCUCGAGGAUCCGACGUCGUUUGACGCCUCGUGUGGGGUACUCGGACAAGGGCUGUAG